CACAUCUGCGCUUACACGUCGCCAGGUACUCUUGCAGAAUUGAAAUCACCCACUACGAGCGGGCAGUAUUCGUUAGCAAUAAGCACGAGCAGCACAACAAUGCGCUGGUUGAUGGUGCCGCUGGUGGUGCUGUGUUGGUGGAACAGGACCGCGAUGGUCGAUGGCGUGGACAACCGCAUUGAUGACGUCACGGACGUCGGGAGCAAGUGCAGCCUUGUAACUCUGCCUUACUCAGUACCUCCGUGCGAAGUCGCUGUAGCGUACAGAGGGGAGUUCCCUGCGUGGCUGCGCAGCCGAGACCUCACCGGCGACAUCUUCGCCCUCCCGUACGAGGAUCUCAAGCGGGCGGCUCAGGAGCAAAUCUGCCCAUGCCACUGGCUGGGAGUGUCGCCGCUCUGCCCGACUACGGUGAAGAGAGCAUUUGGCCGCAUCGUGCAGCUCUGCACCAACAACAUUGAACUCCUCAGCUUCCCUCGAUGGCUGUGAGGGGUCGUGCAAAAUUCCUUCUUCAACUUAAUAAGUAGAAGAAUUCAUACUACUCAAAAUUUUUUCUUCUACUUCUACGCGUUUUAGUAACUCUUUAUCCGAGUUUCACAAUUUAUCAUGCACCAAUAAGAAUGUUUUCUUCUGAGUAUUGAUACCUAUUGCUUGAUUAAUAAAUUAAAACACACCUGCAA
Hyalella azteca is the source of this 677-nucleotide messenger RNA. RefSeq lists its product as uncharacterized. Lineage: Eukaryota; Metazoa; Arthropoda; Malacostraca; Amphipoda; Hyalellidae. The record is from RefSeq and is a predicted model, not a curated record. The transcript is spliced from 4 exons. The coding region runs from base 100 to 486 and encodes 128 amino acids.